GCCGGCGCCGGCACCGCCGCCCAGCGAUCCGGCAGCGGCGACUCAGAGCGCUGCUGCGGCGGGCGCGGGCGGCGGUGGCAACCUCCCGUCCGUCCGUCCGUCCGUCCUGGGAGCUUCGGCUGCGCACCGGCCCGCUGGGAGACCGCGCGCUCACGCCCGCAGCGGGGGCGGGGACGCCAGGCUCGCGGCCCCUCCAGCCCCCAAGAUGAGGAAGCUGAGGCUCAGAGGACAGUGAUACACCUACCUGCACGAAACUUGGUCGUUGCGGUGCACUAACCAGGUGGUCGGCCCCCAGGGGCCCAUGCCGUGAGGUGAGGACGCCCAGCCAGCAUGCCGUGGGACGCGCGACUGCCGGGGGGCGGCGCGGAAGGCGGGCCCGAGGGCGCGGGGGCGGCGCGCUCCAGGGCGCAGAAGCAGUGCCGCAAGUCGUCGUUCGCCUUCUACCAGGCCGUGCGCGACCUGCUGCCCGUCUGGCUGCUGGAGGACAUGCGCGCCAGCGAGGCCUUUCACUGGGACGAGCGCGGCCGCGCCGCCGCCUACUCGCCGUCCGAGGCGCUUCUCUACGCGCUCGUGCACGACCACCAGGCCUACGCGCACUACCUGCUGGCCACCUUCCCGCGGCGCGCGCUCGCGCCUCCCAGCGCCGGGUUCCGCUGCUGCGCGGCGCCGGGGCCGCACGUGGCGCUGGCGGUGCGCUACAACCGCGUGGGCAUCCUGCGCCGCAUCUUGCGCACCGUGCGUGACUUUCCGGCCGAGGAGCGCGCGCGCCUGCUUGACCGGCGCGGCUGCAGCCGCGUGGAGGGCGGCGGCACGGCGCUGCACGUGGCCUGCGAGCUGGUGCGCCCCGAGUGCCUCUUCCUGCUGCUUGGCCAUGGCGCCUCGCCGGGCCUCCGUGACGGCAGCGGCCUGACGCCGCUCGAGCUGCUGCUGCGCCAGCUGGGCCGCGACGCCGGAGCCGCCACCUCCGCGGCCUCCGGGGCUCCCGCUCCGCCGCCCGGGGAGCCGCGCCAGCGCCGCCUGCUGCUGCUCGAUCUGCUGGCGCUGUACACGCCCGCGGACGCCGCCGGCCCGGCCCGCCGCGAGUUGCUGGGCGACCGGCCGCGCUGGCGGCGGCUGCUGGGUGAGGAGAAGUUCCAGUGGCUGGCGGGCCUCGCGCCGCCCUCGCUCUUCGCGCGCGCCAUGCAGGUGCUGGUCACCGCCAUCUCGCCCGGCCGCUUCCCUGAAGCCCUGGACGAGCUGCCGCUGCCGCCCUUCCUGCAGCCGCUGGACCUCACGGGCAAGGGCUAGACCGUGGGGGCGCCCCGGGCCCUGGACUUUUGGAGCAUACAGUUUUUAAGAGCGUUGUACUUGGCACUUUACAUAUAAUUGUUUUUGGACGGCAGAACCUCUGUUCUCGUCUGUCGGUGUGCUUUGGGGGGCCAGGCCAGGAUGGGCAGGCGAGCCGUGAGCUGUGGGGCUUCCGGAUGCGGCCGGGCUCAGCUCCCCACCUCCGUGCGUGUGUGGAGCAGGGCUGCGAGGUCAGGAGACUUCCGAGAGCCGGGCCCUGUCCUCAGCUCCCUGCCCAGACCCGGGAACCGGCGCCCCACCUUGAUUUAGAGCCUCCAGCAAAGUGUCCCAGAGGGAGAGACAGCUGAGAGGAGGAGGGGUUGGGCAGGGGCCGGGGGCCGGCUUGUGCAAAGGCCUGGAGCCCGAGGGAACCGCCGUGUGGGCGCUGGCUGGAGGGCCUCUGCCCCGUCAGCCAGAGGGGCCUUGUACCUGUGGGCUCGGGCUCGGGUCCUGAGAGCUGAGGACGGAGGAGGGCCCGCGCGCCGGGUGGUGAGGGCAGGACCCAGGCCGUGCCUCCUGUUGCUCCCCACCCCACACUGGCCACCGCCGCUCCUUGGGUGUCGAUGGAGCGCUGCCCACGCACACAGGCCUAAGGCCUGGACUCGCCUUCUUGUCCCCUUUUCUCUCCUCUGGCAGCUGGUGCCAGGGCCCCUGCUUCUCACCUCUGCUCUUGUGGAUGCUGCUGCCUGGGGCCCGGCCCCCGGCCCCCGGCCCCCAGCUCCAGCUUCUCCUCACCCAGGGUUAGAUGUGCCUUUCUCCAGGCCUGCCUGCUCACCCUGGGCAUGGGCUCCCAAGACCCAGCCCCCGGUGUUCGAUGGCACCUGUGGAUUCUGGCAGCACCCUGUGGGCAGGUGCUUCUGCCUCAGCCGGUAGAGCUGGUUCCUGCAGGAAGGGUUUGAAGAUGACUUGUUGACAGAUGUUACCAUGACCCUUAAGGACCAAGGGAAAGCAGCGUACAUGCCCAGAGGAGAAUUGGGAUCAGGGAUGAUGGCCAGGUUGUGCCUGGGAGUUCUGCAGGGCGGUGAAAUUCAACCCGUGCCGGCUAGGCUGGAGGGCCACGAUGUGCUGCCAGGAGCAGAGGGCUAAGGAGCUCCCCGAUGAACUCUGACUGCCCACCUUGCCCCUGGUGUUCCUGGGGGGAGCCUGGCUGGGGGCGGGAGAGACUUGGAAAGUGGUGGCUGUGGGAGGGGAGGAGAGGGAUGGGGGCGCCCUCGUUCUGGUCUGUAUCUGGCACGUCUCAGGGUGACUUUGGGCACAUCCCUGCCUUGGGCCUCAGUGUCCCUGACUGCCCUCAGAGGGGUUUUGGAGCAUCUCCAAGCUCCCUAAGAGGAUGUUCCUGGGAGCUGUGGGGUGGGCAGCAGCACAGCCCUGUGGGGGCGGGGACAGUGGAGGGCGGUGGGGCCCAGUGCCGACCCUAGAUUCCGGGUGGGGAUGAGGGCUUCUCCCUUCCCACUCUGUGUCCUGGCCCAGUUAAACAGCCUUUCUGAACCUUGACACUUAGCGGGCAGUGGAUACUAACAUUUCUUCUACCUUAAAAUGUGGGGCAUCUGGAGCCCUGGGGUAUGAAGACAGGGGCUGUGUUGUUGGGGGAGGCACACUCCUUGGAGGAGAUGGCAAGUGCAGACCACGUGCUGUGGCUCCUGGGGGCCGGGCUCGGGAGGUGCUGGGGACUCAGGGUGCCCUCGUGCCCUGGAGCUUCCGCCUGGAGAGAGCCCGGGCACCUGCAGGGUGUGCAGACUUUCCCUCGUGUCUCCCUGCUUCCGGCUCUGUCCUCUGUGGGGUGAGCCCUCCUGGCUCGAGGCCCAGGGCUAGGCCCUCAUUCGCUUCCCCGCUAGACCUACAGCUGCCCUGUUGGUGACAAACUCCUUUGAGCUCCUUGGGCUGAGGAUGGGGUGGUUCAGGGUUGGGGGGCUCCCUGGUGGGGACCCCACAGAAGCCAUUGUCCAGUGAGCAGGAGGUGGCCCCUGGGAGGCUCUUUGUGUGCAGGGCAGGAUCGGGGCAGGAGUUGUGGGCACCAGGGCGGGGGUGGGGGGCCCAGCCAGAGCCCAGCUUCAUAGCUUGGGGGGUGGAGGGCGCCUUGGGGGGUGGAGGGCAGUGGGGGUGUCCUUGCUGUGGCUGGGCCAGUCAGGGAGCCGCGGGGAGGCCAAGGACACCCUGCGGCGGCAGAGCGGGGCCUGGGGCCGCCUGGCUCAGGGCGCCCUGGUGUCAGCAGAGAAGCCGGAGCCCAGCGCGGGGUGGAGACGCCUCGGGGUUAUCUGGCCGCUGCCGCUGGCCAGCGCGUGGGUGGCCGGGCCCCGUGCUCAUCUUAUCGCUCCCCGGGGCCCUCCAACGCCAGCAGAGUCCCCUCCCCAGCCCCAUCACCACCGCCGCCCUGGCGAUGAGCUCUGGGGGCCUGGAGGGGCCAGCGGCAGCCGGGAGACGCGGUUCUCCACUGUUGGCAGGUGGCCGUGGCGGCUUCUCAUGGGCAACGGCUCUGCCUGGAGCAAGGCCCACGUCUCUGGGGCAGAGUUCCUCUGUUUGCUUCCUUCAUUCCAUGGACCUUGUCUAAGGAAAGCUGGCAUCGGCCAGAUUGCCUCCAGCAUGCCCACCCCUGGGCCUGGUGAAGUUCCAACCAGGAGAGCUCUGGGGCCAGAAUCUGGGCACCCCAGAUGCCUGUCGGGGAGGUGCUGCGACUUGUUCCUGGAGCCUGGAAGGGACACACAGCCCCGAAGUGCGCCCCCCUUGGGCGGUGGUGACGCAACCCCGCGCUGGGGCCUUGCUUUGCCGCCUCUUGUGCUGACUUCUCCCAUCACUACCUCGAUUUCCCCACUGAUUUCCUUUCCUCCCGAUUUCUUCAACCUUCAAAUAUUCUGAGAGCAGCUUUCCCCAGUCCUGUUCAGAACAAGGAUGCCUCCUGAAAGGCAAAUGUGGGGGCGUGCUUGGGGAAGGCGGUGGAGAGCCAGCUUCUGCUCCAGGAGACCCGAGUGGGUCCGGGGACUGGUUUUGUCCCACUCCGUUUUAAAAUUGAGGCAUGACUGACAUAUAAUAAAUGCAGACUUCAGUUGUGUGGUUUGAGGAGGUAGGUCCGCUGUCAGUACAAGUGUAACCACCCCAAUCAAGAGAGAGGUGAAGAGAUUUCUAUCUUCAGUGGGUUUUUUUGGCUGCGGCUUGGGGGUAUCUUAGUCCCUACCCCAGGGAUGGAACCUGUGCCCUGGCAGUGGAAGCUUGGAGUCCUGGACCCCUAACCACUGGACUGCCAGGGGAUUCCUAUAUCUUAAGUCAUUUUUUAAAAAAAGAAUUUCUGCUUAUAAAUGCAGGCUCAUGGUAGAACACUCAGACUGUGCCGGAAAACCCAGGGCAGGAUGGAUCAGAGCCCUGACCAUGCAGCUCCCCCCAAGUACAAGGGCCGCCUGCCUGCGGGCCCCCCACCACCCAGGCGACCACUGCGCACAUUUUGGUGUAUUCUAGUUUUUUCUAUGCACUUAUAUACAUAUGCUAAAAUUUUUUUCUAUGCUUAUUUCUUACAUACAGAUUUGACAUCACAUCAAAUUGAGUAUUUAAAAACUUAACUGUAGAAUAAGCAUUUCCAUAUGUUGUAAAACAUUGUGUAAGACAGCCUCUGGUGUUUAUUUUGUGAUUAUUUAAUUCAGCUAGUGUUGGUAUGAUAAGGAGUUGAUGUUAGAGAGGACUGAGUCUUUAAAAUGUAAAUUUUAUUUAUUUUUGGAAUAAAUAAUACAUUUACAUGG
Molecule: messenger RNA, 5051 nt
Organism: Dama dama (fallow deer)
Lineage: Eukaryota; Metazoa; Chordata; Mammalia; Artiodactyla; Cervidae
Gene: ANKRD9
Product: ankyrin repeat domain 9
Exons: 3
Coding region: 331-1287 (318 amino acids)
Molecular function (GO): protein binding
Source: RefSeq, a predicted model, not a curated record